CGGAAUCUACGGAAAGCAGUUGCGUACGUGCAAGUGUGACUUGUUCAACGGCCAACCUUCUUUCUUUCCCAUUUCUUUUUUUUUAAUCAGUUUUUUCUGAAAGUUGUCAAAAAAAUAUGGUUACAUGGAUUAAUUUUCAGAUAUUAAGAUAAUGUUUAAUUUGUUAGCAGUUGCUAAUUAAGACAGAUCAACAAGUUUAAGAGUUAUUGCCUUGAAGUUUCCGUUUCAUCUUCUAUUUGUCUUUUUUCUCUUCUGGGUUUAUGGCAGUUUUUGUUUUCUUCAGGUGCUAUCAAUUCCUUAAUUGAUUGAAGAAAAAAUUCAUUUAAUUUUAUUGUUGGUCUGAGAGAAUUUGACUGGAGUCUGCACUUCCAUACAAGGUGGUUUAGACCCAGUCAGAAAAUAAUUUGUUCUGUUCAGGGCCUGAAUUGCCGGCGGUUCUGUUAAUUUUACGUUUUUUCAACCGUUUUGGAGCCUUUCAAUGGAGCAAUUCCGGCAGAUCGGAGAAGUAUUAGGAAGUGUGAAGGCUUUAAUGGUAUUACAGGACGACAUUCAGAUCAAUAGAAGACAGUGUUGUCUUCUGCUUCAUAUUUUUACUCUAGCUUUCAACACAAUUGCAGAGGAGAUCAAGCAGAAUUUGAAGCUUGAGGAAAAAGCAACCAAAUGGAAACCCCUUGAAGAGCCUUUAAAAGAGCUUUACAGGGUCUUUAAAGAAGGGGAAUUUUAUGUUCGAAGAUGUUUGGAUAGUAAAGAUUGGUGGGGUAAAGUUGUCAGCCUCCAUCAGAAUAAGGAUUCGAUUGAGUUUCAUAUUCAUAACUUGCUUAGCUGUUUUCCGGCUGUUAUCGAGGCUAUCGAGACCGCUGGUGAAAUCUCGGGGCUUGAUCAGGAUGAGAUGCGGAAGAAGAGGCUGAUGCUCUUGAAAAAGUAUGAUCGGAGUUGGCAUGAUCAUAAACUUUUCCAGUGGAGAUUUGGGAAACAGUAUUUGGUUUCUAGAGAAAUUUGUCAUCAGAUUGAUUGUGCAGUUAGAGAAGAUGGAUGGCUUCUCAUUGGAGCAAUCAAAGAAAAGAUUAAAAAAGGAUCAGUAACGAAGAACGAGCAGCGGCUCGGAGAUUUCUUGCAGAAGAAGCUAAACGGACAGCUCUUAAGUAACGGAAAACUUCCUCCGAGUUCAAUUCUGUUGACAGCAGAGGAUUAUCACGUAAGGCGACGACUAGGAGGAGGUAGUGAGUAUAAGGAAAUUCAAUGGCUAGGGGAGACUUUUGUUUUAAGACAUUUUUUUCAGGAUAUUGGGCCAUUGAGUUCUGAGAUUUCUACUCUGUUAUCCCUUUCCCAUCCUCAUAUAGUUCCGUACCUUUGCGGAUUCUAUGAUGACGAAAGGAAAGAAUGUUUUCUAAUAAUGGAGUUGAUGAGCAAAGACCUUUAUGCAUAUAUGAGAGAAAAUAGCAGUUCAAAGAGACAUGUUGCGUUUCCUCUUACCGUCGUUGUUGAUAUCAUGCUUCAAGUAGCUCGAGGUAUGGAGUUUCUCCACUCCCGAAAGAUUUAUGUUGGAGAUUUGAAUCCAACCAAUAUCUUUCUCAAACCAAGAAAAUCCACAGAAGGUUAUUUUCAUGUCAAAGUUUCGGGGUUCGGAUUAACUUCUGUUGAAAACCACGCUUCUCGAUCUGCAUUGUUGUAUCAAAAUAGUUUUGAUCCUUGUAUUUGGUAUGCACCUGAAGUUCUGGCAGAAAUAGAACAGACAGGACCCGCAGGAAGUAGUUUGACACAUAAGUACUCAGAGAAAGCUGAUGUUUACAGUUUCGGGAUGCUCUGUUUCGAGCUUUUGACGGGUAAAUUACCGUUUGAGGACGGGCAUCUUCAAGGAGAUCAGAUGACAAAAAACAUAAGAGCAGGAGAGAGACCAUUAUUCCCAUCUCUGUCACCAAAAUACCUUGUGAACUUAACCAAAAAAUGCUGGCAUACUGACCCGAGUCAUCGCCCGAGUUUCUCAUCGAUUUGUAGGGUUUUAAGAUACAUCAAGAAGUAUCUUGUGAUGAAUCCUGUUGAUGGUCAGCUUGUUAUGCAGUCACCGCCUGUCGAUUACUCGGAAUUGGAAGCAGGGUUCUUAAAAUGGCAUCCCACUGAGAUCAACUGCGAUCCAGUAUCAGUAUCUCAAAUUCCGUUUCAGAUGUUCGUUUAUCGGAUCGCAGAGAAAGAAAAGACUAGUUUAAGCUUCCGAUUCAAGAAAUCGGAAACGACUGAAGCUGCCUCGAACGGAUGGGAUGAAAAUACCUCUUUAGUAGAGGAUGCACCAGAAAGUGAUGCAAGAUCAAUUAGCCCUGAUAUGAAGACAGUUUGUUUUGAUACGAGUUCUAUCUUCAUCGACGAUCAUGACAGGAAAAUCCCGUCUGAUUUAAGGUCGGUUCGUUCCGAGCCUCCUGACAAGAGAAUAUUGAUGAUACAGAAAGGUUCCAAAUCCAAUGCCAGGGUUAGAAAAACUACAGUUAAGCAGAAGGCACCACCACCAGGAAGGACAUUGCCAUGGGAUUCACCAGGUCUCAGCAGCCGUGAGAGACUAUAUGCAAGUCCUCUUAGUCCUGACAAGCGCAAAGCAAACAGACAAACCCUGUCUCCUAAGAGAUCAUAGGUUUUUGUCACAUCAAGCUCAAGUGAUCAAGUCACGUUCAAUGUAUAAAUUCUUACAAGUCUGUAGACACCUAGUUUUUUCCAGUUCUUGUUGCCGAAUUUUGUUUCAAGCUUUUUAAAUUUGUAAUGCUUUCUUACAGGAAUAGAUAGAUUGCAAUGUUUUUACAAAUUGUCAAAAUUAAACUGCCAUAUAUACUUUUUCUCAAACAAAUUUACAACAAAUUUACAAAUUUUAA
Molecule: messenger RNA, 2855 nt
Organism: Mercurialis annua (annual mercury)
Lineage: Eukaryota; Viridiplantae; Streptophyta; Magnoliopsida; Malpighiales; Euphorbiaceae
Product: serine/threonine-protein kinase Nek5
Exons: 4
Coding region: 479-2620 (713 amino acids)
Biological process (GO): protein phosphorylation
Molecular function (GO): ATP binding; protein kinase activity
Source: RefSeq, a predicted model, not a curated record